Messenger RNA from Oryzias melastigma (Indian medaka), 1072 nucleotides. Its product is annotated as adipocyte enhancer-binding protein 1. The record is from RefSeq and is a predicted model, not a curated record. The transcript is spliced from 3 exons. NCBI's taxonomy places the organism in Eukaryota, Metazoa, Chordata, Actinopteri, Beloniformes, Adrianichthyidae. The coding region runs from base 271 to 714 and encodes 147 amino acids.
UAAAGUCUUCAAGUACAGGCGUAGAGUGUAAUCGCUAUAGAUGUGGGAAUGUGGGGUCUGUUUCCUUUGUGCUGACAUGUUCCUGCCCUUUAGGUGAACCGAGGAAUUAAAGGCAUUGUGAAGGAUGAACAGGGGAAUCCUAUUGCAAACGCCACCAUCUCUGUUGAAGGGAUCAACCAUGACGUUACCACAGCACCAACGGGGGACUACUGGAGGCUUCUCAACCCAGGAGAGUACCAGGUGACUGCUCGAGCCGAGGGCUUUUCCUCCAUGACUAAACUGUGCGUGGUGGGGUAUGAACCGGGGGCCGCGGCCUGCAGCUUCAACAUGGCAAAGUCCAACUGGGAUCGCAUCAAACAGAUUAUGGCCCUUCACGGCAACCGGCCGAUUCGACUCAGCUAUGGCAACGGCCGGAUGCAGAGUUCUGCGGUUUCUACUCCCCGCAGACGCGUGGCUUCACACGAUGGUGAUGAGGGCAGCACACUCACAGCCCUGCAGCGAAGGAAGCAGAGGUUGCGUCGCCUUCGACUGCGGAAAUUGAUGAAGCUAAGAGCUAUGACCACAUUACCCCCCACAACUACCACCACACUGCCCACCACAGCAGAAACCACCACUUCCUGGUACGACUCGUGGCCACUUUGGGAAGGACAGUCCUCAACACCCGGCGGGUUCACAGACUCUCUCCUGGAUUAUAACUAUUACAAUUUUGACUAAAUGUACAAGAAACAACCAAAUGUUACUAAUUCUUCUCACUCAAAUUGUACUUACAGCUGUUGGAGAAGUCAAACAUUGCAAUGACAAAAAAAAGUUAACAUUUUGUUCGACUUCAUAUAAAAGAAUGUGAUAGAAAAAAGGGAACUUUAAUUUUUACAUUUUCUGUCGUACUUUUUGUUGUAAAUGAAAUUCGCUUAAUGGAAAGAGGUUUAUUUUUAACACUUGUAUAAAAAAAAAGAAAAAAAUGUAUUUACAUUAUCUUCUGAAAUGCAAUUGAUUCGGCCGCUGAAGAAAAAACAGUCAAGGAAGCUCCAGGUUCCUCUGGCACAGAUGGUGUGAGAAUAAACUUAUUACACAA